AUGUUGUACUACAGGGCGUGGGUUGACGAUGUGAAACAUUCCCUUGUGACACCACCAACACCUACCACUCGUCGCCGUCGAUCGUCUUGCGACAUGUCAAGCCCAUCUAAACGUCAGCGAACCGGCGACGACCCGUCCGAUUUAUACCCCGAUCCCGAUCGAACACCUCGAAGACCUCGCCAACUGAUAUCGCGACAUGAUAAUGACGGAGACGUGUUUCACGUCCUAGCCCCCGAGGCUAUCGUCUCGCCAGGGUCAUCCUCCUCUUUUACUGUCAUCCUCGCAACAAGAGCUGCAUUUUCUUCUCUAGCCAUACCUCCCCUCGCCCAAACGGAAACGUCACACUCGACGACCCAAUCUCGCGGCUCAUCUCCCUCGAAACGAUUCCGGAAGAUGGCCAGUCUGCUCGACUUGGUUCGUCCGGUCCGUUUCGUGAAAGAGGCAAACUUCGGAAGCGCUCUUCCGGAUGACGCUCGAGCACUGCUUGAGGCCCUUUCCGCGGUCGAGGCGAAAGAAGAGAUCCUGCCAGCUGCUCUUAGAGGACAUUUGGAUUUCCAGGAUACGCGAAUUCGGUCGUUUAUGUGGAACUCUAAUGCGAACCCGAGCGUGGACGACAGGGCAGCGCACGAGACUCAUGAUCGCCUUCGAGCCAUCGUUGAUGAUUCGAUCUCUUGUUCGAAUCUCCAUAGAUCUGAAGCUGCCUGGAACUGUCUGGUUCAUACCCCUCUUCUUCGUCAAGCAACUGGCACAUUUCCCUUCCUCGAGGUUGAGCCGAUCACUUCAGCCCAUAUCAAGCCCGCCUUUCGUCCCUUGCCAGCUACCGGCGACGAGAUUCCGCCACAGCGCUCCAACGCCAGCAUAUCCGACAUGAGUAGUGUCUCUGAGCACAGUAUGGGCACAACACGGACAAGUCCAUCGUCAGUUCAUAAGAUGGUUGAUUUUGCACUGGUCCUUCGUCCGGAGAAUGAGCUCCAAAACCUGAUUCAGACCUUCUUAUCGAAGCAGCCAAGCAAAACGUCAACCAUCAACCAAACCUCAUACGAGCCUCUCCGCACACGCCCAGCUCCCAUCUUCAUCGAGACGAAAACCGCAUCCGGAAAUAUGGACACAGCCAACGCCCAGUUGGGCAUCUGGGUGGCUGCAUGGCACCAGCGACUACGGAGCAUCAUUGACCUCGGAGGCGGAACAGAGAGGAUCGUUACUGUGCCUGUGAUUCAGGUGGUAGGUAGUGUCUGGACUCUCCUGUUUGUGACAGAUGCCGGCUCAGAGAUUCACCUCCUGGACGGCGACUUUCGAAUUGGCGAUACUAGCACGAUUGUUGGCAUCUACCAGCUGCAGGCCGCCAUGUCAGCACUCGCAGUUUGGGUCAAGGAGACAUUUGAACCCUGGAUCUCUUCCCUGUUGGCUCGUGUCAAUGGGCCGUAA
Messenger RNA from Fusarium vanettenii 77-13-4, 1425 nucleotides. RefSeq lists its product as uncharacterized. NCBI's taxonomy places the organism in Eukaryota, Fungi, Ascomycota, Sordariomycetes, Hypocreales, Nectriaceae. The record is from RefSeq and is a predicted model, not a curated record. The transcript is spliced from 3 exons. The coding region runs from base 1 to 1425 and encodes 474 amino acids.